AUGCAUCGCAAUGAGCAAGUCAUGCGGGACAAAGGGCAGCGGGACUCACCAAAGCAACUAUUGAGCGAAGUCAGGACGCCUCGGUCACGCUCGUCACUUCUCCGCCAUCAUGUCCUUGAGACUCCUAUGACGAUUCGUACACAACCGACGCCAUGUAUCUCUUGCGUAGAUAUUACAGUGCACAGGUCGGAAAUUCCCGACGAAAUACCGUGA
Molecule: messenger RNA, 213 nt
Organism: Sparassis crispa
Lineage: Eukaryota; Fungi; Basidiomycota; Agaricomycetes; Polyporales; Sparassidaceae
Exons: 3
Coding region: 1-213 (70 amino acids)
Source: RefSeq, a predicted model, not a curated record